Ceraceosorus guamensis is the source of this 519-nucleotide messenger RNA. RefSeq names its product putative ubiquitin-conjugating enzyme E2. Gene Ontology annotation, molecular function: ubiquitin conjugating enzyme activity. Bases 1 to 519 code for a protein of 172 amino acids. The record is from RefSeq and is a predicted model, not a curated record. The transcript has 8 exons. Gene Ontology annotation, biological process: protein polyubiquitination; proteasome-mediated ubiquitin-dependent protein catabolic process. Lineage: Eukaryota; Fungi; Basidiomycota; Exobasidiomycetes; Ceraceosorales; Ceraceosoraceae.
AUGACGUCUUCGCCUUCGGGCAACGCUCUGCUGCUAAAGCGUCAGCUGCAGGAGCUCCGAAAGCAUCCCGUGGACGGCUUCAGCGCUGGACUCAAGGAUGAUGACAAUCUGUACGAAUGGGAAAUCAUGAUCAUUGGGCCGAACGACACGCUGUACGAAGGGGGCUUCUUGAGGGCUGAACUCAUCUUUCCGCCCGAGUACCCUCUCAUGCCUCCGAAGAUGAAGUUCAUCACACCAAUGUGGCAUCCAAAUGUUUACAAAGACGGAACGCUGUGCAUCUCAAUCCUCCAUCCUCCUGGCGCAGACGAGUACGGCUACGAGGAUGCUGGAGAGAGGUGGCUACCUGUUCACACUGUAGAGACUAUAUUGAUAUCUGUGAUCAGCCUCUUGUCCUCGGAGACACCAGACACGGAAUCACCCGCGAACAUCGACGCGUCUGUCCAGGUCCGUGAUGACAUCAAAGGCUACCGAAAAAAGGUCCGCCAACUUGUUCGACGCUCCGCAGAGGAGGCUUUCUGA